Molecule: messenger RNA, 2211 nt
Organism: Cadophora gregata
Lineage: Eukaryota; Fungi; Ascomycota; Leotiomycetes; Helotiales; Ploettnerulaceae
Exons: 6
Coding region: 1-2211 (736 amino acids)
Biological process (GO): DNA replication initiation; DNA replication
Cellular component (GO): DNA replication preinitiation complex; nuclear origin of replication recognition complex; nuclear pre-replicative complex
Molecular function (GO): DNA replication origin binding
Source: RefSeq, a predicted model, not a curated record
AUGUCAGAACCCCACGAACAUAACAGCCAUACAGGCUUCGAUAGUACAGAUCACCAGACAGCCUACGUUUAUACCCCAGCCCGUGAUGCCAACGAAUCCCCGGCACGGCCAGCGAAGAGAAGGAAGGUAGCCAAAACCAAAGGCCCUAUUGCCAACGCUGGAGAGGCUAAGCCGGUGAGCUUCGAGGCUCUUCUCGAUGGCCUUGAAGCCCCGGAAUGCGUGGAUCUUCGCAAGCGCCUUUUUGAACAGUCAUGGUCAGCAACUGAUGCUAGGAUUCAGGCAUGUCAAUCAUUCUCAAUUCAGACUACCUAUAAUGACAGGAUACGUGCUGAUGGUUUGAAGUCGAUAUUAAAUGAGGCAAACGAAGAUACCUUAGCAGAUGUCACUACAUUCAUCCGUGACUCCGGUCUUCUACGAAAAGAUUUAGAUAGACUCCCGACCGGCUUUGUGGUGACUGGUCCAAAUAUCACAUCUCAGGGCCUCCUUUUCAACCAACUCUGCACCCAUCUGAAAUCCGAGAUCGAUGGACCAGUGGUCAUUUUACGUUCAGGAGAUGCCUCAAAUUUGAAAGCAGUGCUAAAGCAAUUCAUCCGAGACGCUACCAACCAAGGACCAGGCGAAGAGGAAGAGGAAAGUCACUCAUCUCAUAGAGAUGGACGCAAGCUUCUGAACUAUGACCUGGAGAAUCUACAUAAUUACGUGGACUUUCAUCAAAGCCAGGCCGUAGUUGUUGCGUUUCAAGACAGUGAAGCCUUUGAUACCAGUCUUGUGGCGGACCUGGUCAGCCUUUUUGGCUCAUGGAAGGACCGUAUUCCAUUCGUCCUGCUUUUCGGUGUUGCGACUUCUGUGGAGCUUUUUCAUGAAAGACUAUCGCGGACAGCGAGUCGUUCUUUAGUCGGCCGCCAAUUUGAUGUCGAGCAGACGAGCUCUCUACUUGAAAGGAUAUUUGAGAAAGCAGUCUCUGGAGGCAAAGCUCCUCUGCGGCUGGGAUCUAAGCUGGUGGCCGAGUUGAUUGAAAGACAGGAAGAUCAUGUCCAGAGUGUUCAGUCGUUCGUAGUAGCACUGAAGUACUUCUACAUGUGCCAUUUCUACGGAAAUCCGUUAAGCAUUCUCAAGGACCUCUCAAACGGCCCGUUACUUUCCAGUUUUCUGCAGCCUCAGCAUCUCGAGUUGAUUCGCAUGCUUCCGUCAUUCAAGAAACUGACGGAAGAUUUGAUCGAAGCUGGAGAUUUUAUUCAAGCUCGAAAGAUCCUCGGGGACGACAAAGUUCUUCUCAGCAAGGUUGGAGAAUGUCUUGAAUCUAUAGACGCUGAUAUUGCCCGGAUUCUGAGAGCUAUGCACCUUGCUACGGCAUGUGCACCAGAGCCCGUUGCCAAUAUUGCAUUGUAUACAACUACCUUUCAAGGAGACCUCGGCACAUCGGAGCUUGUAAACUCCAUACUUGACUCCAUCAAGCGGAUGACGCCUGAAGAGUUAAUCGACUUUAUUCAAGGAGCCAGUAAGACUGUUGAUGGAGGUGCGCCCGCUAUGGACCUUAACGGAUGGACCGAUGAAGAUGUCGAAUUUCUGGAGCAACUCUCCGACAUACAGUCGCAAGUCAAUUUGCUGCAUCAAGUCUCUAAGAAGAACGGGAAGCCACUUCGGACCAGUUAUGCUAUCCACAGCAAGGGCGUGAGGACAACGGUCAUCGCACAGCGAGUCCAGCUCAGUUACGAAAAGUCUACAUUGUCCGAACAGGACAAAGAAUUCACAGCUCUGGUAGACCGCACAUCCCAAUUACUUGCCGAUUACUUUACUGUUGACAACCCACAAGAUAUGUUUUUGAACGAGAUUUGGCUCUUCGAUUCAACAACACCAUACCGUGAUUACUUCACACCUCGCCCCCGGACAAUUAUUGAACGGGCUCUCUCUGCGCCUUACGACUACUUGAAUUGCGAAUGCUGUGAGCCGGUGGAAGGUUUGUCUUCGACGCAGCCUGCUACAGCCAUCCUAUACCAGAUGUACCUGGAAACAGGAUCCCUGAUCAAUAUCUUCGAUCUCUGGUCAGCGUUUUUUGAGAUGAUUGGUGGUGGCGAUGAACAGAGGGUUGACGAGAGGGAUGCACUGGCACUAUUCUACAAAGCUCUAGCAGACUUGAAGUCACUGGGUAUGGUGAAGCAAAGUAAAAAAAAGGCCGACCAUCUGGCGAAGGUGGCAUGGAAGGGACUGUAG